AUGACUGUCACCUAUUCCAGUAAAGUUGCCAACGCCACCUUCUUCAGUUUCCACCGGCUGCUGCUGCGCUGGAAGGGAAGCAUCUACAAGCUGCUGUACCGAGAGUUCACCCUGUUUGUUCUGCUCUACACCAUCCUCAGCCUCGUAUACAGGUUCGUCCUCUCUGACAAUCAGAAGAGACUGUUUGAGAAACUUUCCAUGUACUGUGACAAAUAUGCAGAGCAGAUCCCCGUCACCUUCGUCCUGGGUUUUUAUGUGACUCUGGUGGUGAAUCGAUGGUGGAAUCAGUUUGUUAACCUGCCCUGGCCUGACAGACUCAUGUUCCACAUCUCCAGCUGUGUCCAGGGUAAAGAUGAAUAUGGCCGCCUGCUGCGUAGGACGAUGGUGCGUUACGUCAACUUGACCUCGCUCCUCAUCUUCCGCUCCGUCAGCACGGCCGUCUGCAAACGCUUCCCGACCAUGGACCACGUGGUGGAGGCAGGUUUUAUGACUCCAGAGGAGAGGAAGGUGUUUGACAACAUCCGCUCCCCUCACCUGAAGUACUGGAUCCCGGUGGUCUGGUUCUCCAACCUGGCGUCUAAGGCUCGACAGGAGGGACGCAUCCAAGACAGCAUCGACCUGCAGAAUAUUCUCAAUGAGAUGAAUCGGUUCAGGACCUGGUGUGCAACUCUUUUCGGCUACGACUGGGUCGGCAUCCCUCUGGUCUACACACAGGUCGUCACUCUUGCUGUCUACACCUUUUUCUUGGCUUGUCUGAUUGGUCGACAGUUUCUCGACCCCACACAGCGUCAUCAAGGUCACGAGCUGGACCUUUACGUCCCCGUCUUCACCCUGCUGCAGUUCUUCUUCUACGCCGGUUGGCUGAAGGUAGCAGAGCAGCUGAUCAACCCGUUUGGAGAGGACGACGACGACUUUGAAGCAAACUGGAUCAUCGACAGGAACCUUCAGGUGUCUCUGCUGGCUGUGGAUGAGAUGCACAUGAACCUGCCUCAUAUGACCAAAGACAUGUACUGGAACGACUGCGAUGCUCGCCCGCCGUACACACUGGCUGCUGCCGACUACUGCAUCCCCUCAUUCCUUGGCUCCACCACCGACAUGGGACUCUCGGACAUUCUCCAGUUUGAUGACGGUGACAUCAGCGACGGUCGUCCACGGCCACACGACCCCACUCUGCCUCGUCGCCAAGAGUCGGUUCUCGGUCGAGUCCGACGGCUGCUGAGCGUUCAGGAGCCUCCUGACCUCCGACCCCCUCGACCCAUCUUCAAACGGCACAGCAGUGAUGCAACAGGAACUUUCUUCCCAGACUUCAGGUGCAGCAUUGGUCCCCAUGACGUACCUCCUCCCUCCUCCUUGGUCUUACCCCCGUCUUCCAUGGACACCUUGUCCACCUUGAGGGAGGUCAGCAGCAACCCACCAUCGCCUGAGAGCUCACCCUCUGCUGUUUUCCCCCGGCUCAUCGUCAGCCCGCCGUUUUGUGAUGUCCGUCACAAUGGGGAUUCUUCCGGCAACGCUGAAGUGGAAAAACCUCAGAAUGGGCUGGAUCAUUCCCCCACUGAGGACGCAGCAGGCUUGGAAACUCCAAGGGCCGGCUCUUCGGUCUGUUAUUCACCCACUCAACUGGGACCAAAGGAAUUUCGUUGGACGACUGCCCAAAAUCCCCCAUCAACUCGGCCACGAGGGCGGCAGUUCUCCCUUCAGUUCUCCAGACAGUCGUCAAAGGCAUCAGUACGCAGCCUGCCAAGCCCCAAGGCCUUGGGGAGGCGGAGACGAGGCCUGGCUCGAUUCCAAUCCCGAAGAUCACCCGGUCCACCUACUGACACUCUGCAGCUCCCUGACCCUGAGUCUGACCACAACUUCCAGGGAAUGGCAGGGACUGAGGAUAGUGAGGCAGAAGGAACCAACAACAGCGAUGAAGUCAAAGACAACAACUCCCUUUCACAGAGUUCGGAAAAGAAAUGA
Messenger RNA from Seriola dumerili (greater amberjack), 1959 nucleotides. RefSeq names its product bestrophin 3 (gene best3). Gene Ontology annotation, molecular function: chloride channel activity. NCBI's taxonomy places the organism in Eukaryota, Metazoa, Chordata, Actinopteri, Carangiformes, Carangidae. The coding region runs from base 1 to 1959 and encodes 652 amino acids. The record is from RefSeq and is a predicted model, not a curated record. The transcript is spliced from 13 exons.